Messenger RNA from Triticum aestivum (bread wheat), 1874 nucleotides. RefSeq names its product gamma-interferon-responsive lysosomal thiol protein. The record is from RefSeq and is a predicted model, not a curated record. Gene Ontology annotation, molecular function: oxidoreductase activity, acting on a sulfur group of donors, disulfide as acceptor. Lineage: Eukaryota; Viridiplantae; Streptophyta; Magnoliopsida; Poales; Poaceae. Bases 923 to 1696 code for a protein of 257 amino acids. The transcript is spliced from 5 exons.
CCGUUUCUUUUACUGGUUACAGAAACAAGGUGGAUCCAUAUACGAUACUAGCACAGAUAUUUGCUAUUGUUUCUCUUUCUGUUUGUUUCUGCCUUGCACGCAAGAAAUAACUGAAUCUUUUUGUACUAUGAACAAAACAAGCGCACGCACCUGGCUGCCUUUUCUAAUUGUCUUGCUUACACUAGAGCUAAAACGACUUCUCUCUCAGAUCUCAACUAGUAAUGCCGUAGCGUGCUAACCCACCAGCCCACUACGCACGAUCAUGGUUUGUGAUCAUUCUAAAACAGGAGGCUCACCUACAAUCAUGUAUUCCUACGGUGAUUAAUGGCCUGGUUUUUGGGCAGACCACAAGUUAGGCUCGCUCCACUACCGGCCCUUCCACCGUCGAGUUCUCUUUUAGUUUUCAGCUUAUGGAAGGGUUACUAUAAUUCAUUGCAAGCCACUUCCAUUGAGGUUUUGUAUUUUCUAGCUUUUAGAAACGCCACUAACAAUCCUCAACUAGCUGCUUACCAUCUGGUUUAUGCGAUCUAAAUGUAUGUACCACACUUAAUGCUUCUUGUCUAGAGUGGAAACUCUUCCUUGUGCAAUAGUUUUAGUUUCACAACUGCAUCUAGAAACCCUUGCUGCCGCCUCGCAUCAUCAUUUCAUCGUGCAGAUGCUGGUAACAUGAAAUGGUGGGAUCCACUCAUCAUUUCACCAUAUCAAAUAUGCACCACAUCGCCACACACGGCUGAGCAAUCCUAGUUUGUCAUUUAAACCACCUCGCUGCACACGUGGCCACCCGCGCAUCACCCUAAUCGCCUAUAUAAACCCCUCAUUGCCAAGCUCCUGCACUCACUCCAAGGCUCCACCUUCUUCUCUGCACACUGAUCCUCUGCCCAUUGGUCGACCGGAGGAGCAAACCCCAUGGCCGCCCGCCCCCAUGGCCGCCCGCCCCCACCAUUUCCUCCUGCUCCCCGUGCUACUCCUGCUACUCAGCGCCUCCUCUGCGAGCGCCAAUGGUGACGUUGUCAAGGCGGGGAGCGGAAAGGUUAGCAUGGCUCUCUACUAUGAGUCGCUGUGCCCCUUCUCAGCGCACUUCGUGGUGAACAGUCUCGCCAGAGUCUUCAAGGAUGGACUCAUUGAUGCCGCGGACCUCACCCUCGUUCCCUACGGCAACGCCAAGGUGGACGUGCACGGUGCCAUCACCUGUCAGCAUGGCCCCGAUGAAUGCCUUCUGAACAACGUGGAGGCUUGCGCCAUCAACGCGUGGCCGGAUUUGAAUGUGCAUUUCGGUUUCAUCAACUGCGUGGAGGACCUGGUGAUGAACCGCAAGCGCGAGGAAUGGAAGUCGUGCUUCCAGAAACAGGGGCUUAAUCCCAAGCCUGUCAUGGAGUGCUACAACAGUGAGCAUGGCCACAAGCUUUCGCUCAAGUAUGGGAAACAGACUGAUGCGCUUGUGCCCCCGCACAAGUACGUUCCUUGGGUGGUGGUUGAUGGCCAGCCGCUGUACGACGAUUACGAGAACUUCGAAGCUUACGUCUGCAAGGCUUACAAGGGCCAUCCUCCCAAGAUUUGCCAAGGGCUGGGCCGUGACUACCCAAUCGUACAACAGGUGGUGGAGGCCGGCACCGGUGUCACCUACAACUCCGGCGAUUUCGAGCUGGAUGAAGGGGUCGAGGACGAGAUUAAGAUGGUCCAGGGUGAUGACAAUUGAUAGAUUGUAUAUGUCUCCUUUCGGGGCUCCUAUACCGAUAUACGUGAACAUAGGGCAGUUUCAUCUUUCUGUUCAGGUUAAUGGAGAUGAACACCAGUAAUAAAGUGACUUAUGGUGAUGUAAAUUUAUGUUCAAGUUAAUAUGGAGAUAUAUGUGAGCAUUGUCAGUUUUAUUUUUC